AUGCGGCAUUUCUUGUAUGCCACGCUGUUUGCCGUGGGUUACGCUGCGCAGACGGUGCUGCGACCAGAGACGUUCGCGGUCGGCGACCUUGACAUCUUCCAGAGCCCAUAUUCAUCCUCCCACUCGGUCCGUAUGCGACAGCAGAAUGAGUCAAUCUGCGAUGCGGGCUCAGCUCAAUACACGGGAUGGCUAGAUGUCGGAGCCAAACACCUGUUCUUCUGGUACUUUGAAAGCCAGAACGAUCCGGCCAAUGACCCGCUAACCCUAUGGAUGACCGGUGGACCCGGUUAUUCCAGCAUGGUCGGCCUGUUCCAGGAGGUUGGCCCUUGUUUAAUUAACGAGCAUGGCAACGGAACCGUUCCCAAUCCGUGGAGCUGGUCUCGGAACUCCUCGUUACUUUUUGUGGACCAACCCGUUGAUGUCGGCUUCUCCUACAUCGAUGAGGGUCAUGCCCUCCCGCGGGACUCCCAGGAGGCCGCCGUUGACAUGCACCGGUUUCUCCAGCUCUUCGUCUCUGAGGUCUUCCCCCAUAAACGUUCCUCCCCCGUCCAUCUUUCGGGAGAAUCGUAUGCCGGCAAGUACAUCCCCUAUCUUGGGGCCCAGAUCCUGAAGCAGAACCAGCGCUAUCCCACAGAGCCCCAGGUCCACCUGCAGUCGUGCCUGGUGGGCAACGGCUUCAUGUCUCCCAUGGACUCCAUGUACGGCUACUGGGAAACGCUGUGCACCACCAAUCCCGGCGUUUCCGUGCCCGUUUUCAACGAGACCCGGUGUGACCACAUGGCCGCCAACAUGCCGCGGUGCAUGCAGGUCGCCGAUACCUGCGUCCGACACCCGGAUCCUGCUCUCUGCCAGGCGGCGUACUCCGUCUGCUACGAGGGGGUGCUCGAUGUAACCACCCCUUGUGAGAUCGACGACAUUUGCUACGUUCAAGCGGCUCAUAUCCAGCAAUACCUAAACUCCCCUGCCGUCUGGGCCGCCCUCUCGCCCCCCAAGCAGAUCACAGAAUACAAGUUCGUCUCAGACAAUGUGAUCCAGGCCUUUGACACUACGCCCGAGGGCAUGACGUCCGUCUCCGAUCUUGUCGUGUUCCUACUUUCUCAUGGGGUCCACUUCCUUGCGUACCAGGGGAAUCUGGACCUCGCUUGCAAUACAGCCGGAACGCUGCGCUGGGCCAAUGCGCUUCGCUGGAAGGGCCAGGUCGCGUUCGAAUCAAAGCCGCUACGUCCCUGGAUGUCGACGGCGAUUGGCCGGAAUGAAACAGUUGGGACAGCCAAAGAAGUCCGAGCGCGAGUAGACAGCCACGGAGAGACAGGACGGUUCGCGUUGGUGACAGUGGACGGGGCGGGUCAUUUGGUUCCUCAAGAUCGCCCGGAUGUGGCGUUUGACUUGAUGCUGCGGUGGAUCACCGGUGCCCCCUUUAUUGUCUCCUGA
Molecule: messenger RNA, 1431 nt
Organism: Aspergillus nomiae NRRL 13137
Lineage: Eukaryota; Fungi; Ascomycota; Eurotiomycetes; Eurotiales; Aspergillaceae
Gene: cp8
Product: putative carboxypeptidase Y
Exons: 4
Coding region: 1-1431 (476 amino acids)
Biological process (GO): proteolysis
Cellular component (GO): fungal-type vacuole
Molecular function (GO): serine-type carboxypeptidase activity
Source: RefSeq, a predicted model, not a curated record